Molecule: messenger RNA, 1617 nt
Organism: Talpa occidentalis (Iberian mole)
Lineage: Eukaryota; Metazoa; Chordata; Mammalia; Eulipotyphla; Talpidae
Gene: MGARP
Product: mitochondria localized glutamic acid rich protein
Exons: 4
Coding region: 10-717 (235 amino acids)
Biological process (GO): anterograde axonal transport
Cellular component (GO): mitochondrial outer membrane; mitochondrion
Source: RefSeq, a predicted model, not a curated record
CCCGGCGAGAUGUCCCUCCUCCGCGCGCUCUCCCGGGCCCUGGCGCCCCGCGGGCCGGCGCCGCCUCGGAAGCACGCAUCUCUUCGUUGGAUAUCAUUUAACAAAUUCCCUGGAUCAUCAGGAUCAAACGUGAUUUAUUACCUGGCUGUAGGGAUCACAGUCAGUGCUGGUGGAUAUUAUGCUUACAGGAGAAUAGUCCCAUCAGACCAAGCCAAACACAUCGAACAUGUGGCCAAUUUCAGAGAUAAAACUAGAGCAGAGUUACAUCCUCCUCAAGGCGAAAAAGAGAGCCUGGCUGGAGCUGAGAAGGCCAGUCUGGCUGCCCCUGUGGUCUCGUUCCUGGAAGCAGAGGUGGUAGAUGCUCAAGAAAUUCCAGAGGCUACGAUGGUGAUGGUCGCUGUCCCAGAAGAGACUGCAGCCUGCCCGGGGCAGGUCGAGGCUGCCCAGAUGGAGUCACCCCCUGGACCUGAGGCUCCCAAGGCAGCAGCCAGGGAAACCAAGGACGUCAGGCCUGACCCCGCCACAGAGGCUGCGGAAGCAGCUCCUGGGGAAGCGGCUGCCAUCCAUGAUGAUAAAAGCACAGCCCAGAAGGAAAGCUCUGGUGAACCAGCUAAGCUAGAGGAAGAAUGUUGUGCCAUGCAGACAGAGUCCUCUGCCAGGGAGGGUGCCCGGGGAGAAGCUGGCACUGCUGCGGAGGCCUCCUCAGAGGAAGGCUGACCUCAGCCGGCUGAGAGUCUGCUAGGUGCUUUCAUAUUGCUAGUAAUCUUAGCUUUCCAAAAAGGCUUCUUUUCUAGAAAACUUUCAUGGACCUUGAGGGCUUUGGUAUCUACUGCUAGACUUCAGGAUUUAAGAUUUGAGAUUUCACAUCUGAAGAGUUUUCUACUCUCUGAAAUCAGCAGGGAAGAGCUUGAAAAUUUCAUCUUUGAAAUUUUACAUCCUAGGAAUUGAGCUAUCUGUGCCACCAGUGUUCACGUUAAUUUUGCUAUUCCUUUACCUUUAAUGUGUGUAAAUCUAGAUCUUGAGUUUUGACUUGAUCUCAUUUCAAUAAAAUGGGAAAGUAAAAGUGUUGCUUCUACUUUUCUUAAUGAAUAUUUAUAUGUUUAAAUAAUAUAUACUAACACAUACAACAUAUGAACACUGCAUUAUUAUCCAGAAAACAUAAUCUAUGGAGAAUUUUGCAUAUAAUGGUGAACUCUGCAUAUAAUAAUAUAUUAUUAUUAGGUAGGGGACUGUGCCCUUAUUUUCCAGUUCAAUUCAGCUCAGUUGAAACAAUAUUGAGGAUUUAUACUUAGGGUCAGGAAUAACUCUUUACUCAUUCUUCAUUGAUUCAUGUAUUCAACAAAUACUAACUGAGUACCUGUGAAUUAUCAAGCCUUGUUUUAAGUGCUGAAAUUUAAAAAAAAAGAUAAAAAUUCCUGCCUUCUCCAUUUUUAUGUUUUAGAGUGUAACCAAAUAAUCAACAAGAUAAGAAAACAACAUGAUGUAUUAGAAACAUGCUUAAAAAAGAAGCCACGGAAGUAAAGGGACUGUAAGUGCUGAUUGGGGGAAAGCAGUGUUUUAAUUGGAGUGAACAGAGAAGACCUUACUAAGAACGUACCUGUGAGUAGGUUUGUGUGG